AUGAGCUUCCAGGACAACGACUUAUUGCAGAGACGGACCUCGGCUGAAUCCACUGCUUCAGCUUCGGACGGCAGAAGCAAGCAGAAUGGCAGCCAUUGGGUCGAUUCUAGCGCCCGCAACGACACGGGCUACGAAGAAGGUGAGGAGUUUGAGAUGCUCCUGGACCCAGCAGGACCCCACGCCGAGGGCGCCGGCUCUGGAGCUGAGGACGAGGAGGACGGAGCGUCCUCGAAAAAGGAGAUUGACGACUCACCGUACGAAGAGGUGCGCGCGGCCGUGAAGAAUUUUGAUCAAGACCUGCCCUGCAAUACCGUCCGCGCCUGGACCAUUGGUCUUACCCUCGUCGUCUUUGGUGCUUCCGCAAACACUCUCUUUAGCUUGAGGAGUCCGUCAAUCGGCCUUGGGCCCCUCGUGGCGCAGAUAAUAGCUUGGCCAAUCGGCCAGGCUUGGGAGCGGUGGAUGCCAGUUCGUCAGAUGAAGACUUUUGGCAUGCGAUGGGAGCUCAAUCCAGGACCCUUCAACCAGAAAGAGCUGGCCAUCAUAGUUGUUAUGGCUGGUGUGUCGUUUUCCGUUGCGUAUGCUACGGAUAUCAUUCUGGCCCAGGUGGUGUUCUACAAGCAGGACUUUGGUAUCGUAUUCCAGCUCCUGCUGGUGAUAUCUACGCAGUCUCUGGGCUAUGGCAUUGCAGGAUUAAUGCGAAAGUUUCUUGUAUACCCUGCAUCUAUGAUAUGGCCCGGCACUCUAGUUGUUGUCAAUCUGAUCGAAGCCAUGUUUGAGACGAACCAUGCGCCCGAUCCUUCCAUUCUUGGUGGCAGCAUGCCGCGAUAUAGAUGGUUUGCACUCGUCACAGUCGCAUCAGCAGUAUACUAUUUCAUCCCGGGAUAUUUUGCCAAGUUCCUCAGUGUCUUUGCAUUUCCGACAUGGAUAGCACCUCAGAAUGCUGUGGUUAAUCAACUAUUUGGUGGCAAUACCGGCCUCUCGAUCUUACCAAUCACUUUUGACUGGACUCAAGUUGCUGGCUAUGUUGGCUCACCCUUGAUUCCACCUUGGAAUGCCAUCGCGAACACACUCAUUGGCGUCGUGCUCUUUUUCGUCAUUUCUAGUGGGUUCUUGCAUUACACGGGAGCCUGGUAUGCUCCGUAUCUCCCAAUGAGUGAUUCCUCAACAUACGACAACACUGGACACCGCUACAACACAUCUCGGAUCUUGACCCCCGACUUCACGCUUGACGAGGACGCUUAUAAAGCAUAUUCUCCCUUGUUCAUUAGCACCACAUUUGCCAUGUCCUAUGGUCUUAGCUUCGCCGCCAUAUCUUCCCUGGUCGUAUACACGUAUCUGAACCAUCGCAAGACAAUCUGGGCGCAGUGGAGAAAUAGUACGCACGAAAAGCCGGACAUCCACAUGCGCUUGAUGAGCAAGUACAAGGAGGCUCCCGCCUCGUGGUACAUGGGGUUGUUUGUUAUUUUUUUUGCUCUCGGCAUGUUCUGUGUUCUUGCCUAUCCGACGAACAUGACUUGGUGGGCAUUCAUACUGGCGGUGCUCAUUUCGACACUGUUCUCGCUGCCUAUCGGCAUUAUACAGGCAGUCACCAAUACCCAAAUUGGGCUGAACGUCCUGACCGAGUUCGUGUACGGUUACAUUCAGCCUGGACGCCCCUUGGCACUCAUGAUUUUCAAAACGUUCGGCUUUAUCACGAUGUCACAAGCACUUAGCUUCGUCGAGGACCUCAAGUUCGGGCACUAUAUGAAGAUCCCACCGAGGACCAUGUUCAUGGCUCAAGUCGUAGCCACGAGCUUCUCGUGCUUCAUCCAAGUAUUCGUCCUCAACUUUGCGCUCCACAACAUCAAAGACAUUUGUGAGAUCACGCAGGAAGAGCGUUUCACGUGUCCGGGUGGACGCGUCUUCUUCUCUGCCUCCGUAAUCUGGGGUCUCAUCGGCCCCGCCCGCAUCUUUUCGCCAGGCCAAGUCUACUCGGGCCUGUUCAUUUUCUUCAUCAUCGGCGCGCUCGUCCCGCUCGCUAUACAUCUAUACAACAAACGCAACCCGACCUCCCCAUCUCGAUUCCUCAUUGCACCCCUGAUCUUUGGCGGCGCCGGCGCCAUACCACCUGCAACGCCGCUCAAUUACCUGUCAUGGGGAAUGGUGGGCUUCAUGUUCCAGUUCGUCAUCAAGAAGCGGCACUUUGCCUGGUGGAGCAGGUUGAACUACCUAACAGCGUCUGCGCUGGACCUUGGUCUCGCGGCAGGGACUUUGGUCAUGUUCUUUGCCUUCACAAUGACGGAAAUCGACCCGCCAAAAUGGUGGGGGAACACCGUUGUGCAGGCAACGAUGGACUAUCAGGGAACUGCGGUGCAGAUGAAGGUUGCCGAGGGGCAGACGUUUGGACCGGAGGUGUGGUGA
Messenger RNA from Microdochium trichocladiopsis, 2400 nucleotides. Its product is annotated as OPT oligopeptide transporter protein-domain-containing protein. Bases 1 to 2400 code for a protein of 799 amino acids. The record is from RefSeq and is a predicted model, not a curated record. Gene Ontology annotation, biological process: transmembrane transport. NCBI's taxonomy places the organism in Eukaryota, Fungi, Ascomycota, Sordariomycetes, Xylariales, Microdochiaceae. Gene Ontology annotation, molecular function: oligopeptide transmembrane transporter activity. The transcript is spliced from 9 exons.